UAACCUUACUUUGUUCUGUCAGAAUUAUGAAAACGAAAAUAAACAGAAAAAUUGAAAAUCAUGUAGGGAAAUGUUAAUAUGGUUCACUUUUAUUUAAGAUUUGUAGCUUUUGUUGUUGGAGUUCUUAUAGGUGUGUCCCUGGCUGUUUAUUACAAAAGCUAUGUGAAUAUUAAUGUAAAAGUACCUGAAAAGAAAACGAUUCCGUCCUAUAACAUAUGGUUUGAAAAACAGAAACUGACAAGAAAAUUUAUACCAUGGGAUAAAUUAAGGUACCAAAAACACGAUUAUCUCACAGAAUCCCAGUAUUUGUCUAAUAAAAUUAAGGUAUUGUGCAUUAUUUUGGUGCGCAAUUCAAAGAAUGUUGAUGCAGUAAAAAAUACUUGGAGUAGAGGUUGCACUGGUAUUAAGUUUAUAGAAAUCUUUGGAAAAAAUGGUAAAGUUCCUAUGAAACGAACAAAAGAGAAUUCUUCAUGGGUACUAUUAUGUUCAAGUUUAAAAGAUACGAGUGACAAAUACCACUGGAUUGUGGUUGCGAAUGACAAUACAUUUAUAAUAAUGGAAAAUUUAAGAUAUUACGUAGUAAAUUUAAAUCCCUCUGAUAAGUAUUAUUUGGGGCAUGCCGUUACUUUCUGGAACACUAUCUAUAAUUCCGGAGACGCUGGUUACCUAUUAAGUACAGGAAGCUUACAGGCCUUUAAAAAUAAAUUUCAAGAUAGCGACUGUUCUACAAAUACGUACUGGAAUAGGGAAGAUUUCUAUUUAGGAAAACAUUUAUCAAGCUUAAAUAUUACACCUACAGACACUAGAGAUGCGCAUGGGCUCUCAACAUUUCAUCCAUACAAUUGGUAUCAUGUGUUUUUUCCCGGAGAAAAUUAUUAUAAAACUAGUAUCUUUCCAGUAAAAUGUUGUAGUAAUAAUUCUAUAGCAUUUCAAGCCAUCGAAGGUGACAAAAUGUAUACUUAUUAUUAUUUAUUAUAUACCUUACAAAUAUUUUUGGAUGGAAAAGUAGGGAAUCAACCUCCAAUUGAUGCAAUUCCUGAAGAACAGGUAUGGAAGCAAUUUUUGAAGGAACGUAACAUUCCUAGUGAAAAUAUAUCGAGUGCACAGUAUUACAAGUUAUGGGAAGACUUAGUAGACGAUCCAAAUUCCUUUGCGUUUAAUAUGAAAAAGGAAAUGGAGUUCGAUUACAAUUAAAGAUCUUUUAUGACAAUUUCGAAUAUUUAUUUUGUUAAGUGGUUUUAUACGUUUUAUAUGGAAAUUAAUAAAAUAAUACUUAUUUUCGUU
Messenger RNA from Anoplophora glabripennis (Asian longhorned beetle), 1284 nucleotides. Its product is annotated as glycoprotein-N-acetylgalactosamine 3-beta-galactosyltransferase 1-like. Gene Ontology annotation, molecular function: N-acetylgalactosaminide beta-1,3-galactosyltransferase activity. Lineage: Eukaryota; Metazoa; Arthropoda; Insecta; Coleoptera; Cerambycidae. The record is from RefSeq and is a predicted model, not a curated record. The coding region runs from base 79 to 1194 and encodes 371 amino acids. The transcript has 4 exons.